GCUACCACGUGCACACAGCAGCCACUCGCUUUAGUUGGGAAGAGAGCACUGUGGAAGAGCGCCUUGCGGCUUUGCAAGGCCGGGACUGGCGACGAGGCCGAAAGGCUUACGAGUACUUGAUCAGUUGCGCGGACAGCUCCUACUCGGAGUUCUUGAAAGCACACACGAGCUUUCUGCGCCGCAGGAAGCGUGAUAUCGCUGCAGGAGAUGUGGAUCCGUGCCGAGCCAUCCCAUUCCUGCCGAUGAACUUCAUGGAGACGAUUGGCCUUGAAUGUGCAGUGUGGCCGCAUCUCUAUUGGACCACCCACAUGUGUGAAACUUUCAUCCGGAGUCAAGACAUUCGCCGGCAAAACCGCAGCCCGAACGCAGUCGCAGCGAACGUGAGCGAUAGUUCGGAUUCGGAUAGGUCGGAAGAUCCCGAGAUCGAGGAGCCGACGGGUGUGCAACAGAAACAGCGCCACAGCGCCAAGGGAAGCUUUUUGGCCAAAGUGUUGUCGUCCGUGAUCGGCUACGGCGCUGAUCGCGAGCUGAGCCAGUUCGUCUACGAUCUGUGGCUCUGGAGCUCGCUCGGUGCGGCAAAGCAUGUCCAAGGCACGACACUGCGGGGAGCGCUGGCGAGCAAGACGUUUUCCCCUGCGUACUGGCAAACACUACAUCAAGGGCUGGUCGAUUGCGUGUCGCAGAUCGGCUUUCCGCAUCUGUUCAUUACGAUCGCGCCUUACGAACCCUCUGCACCGUACCAUGCUUGGAUCGAGGACGAGCUCUCCAAGAUGCUCCGCACGCGCACGAACUUGCCGGCUCCCGAAACCUUCCACCUCGCCCACCUUCUCCUGCAGGUCGCCGAAGGUCUCAUAUCUGGUACUAACCGGCAAGCAGCAGCGAAGAGUCGCAGGUGGACCGAGCAUGUUCUGGCGGCAGAAAAUCCAGAUAUCAAGACAGUGAAGGAGAUUUUCGGUAGGCUGGAGUUUCAGGACGGCAAGCGGAAACGUCAUGUCGGACCAGCUCAGAGCUAUCACGGAUCGGGGCGAACUCAUCUGCACCUGCUGGUGUGGCUCGACAACCCCGAGGCGAUUCCUUGGCAACGAAUUCUGCGAGCAGACCUGCCGUGUGAAGAGCCCGAGCUUCGUGACUUGGUGGAAGGAUCACAGCUGGACUGGGACGACAGUGCUUGGCCGUUGCGCGAAGCACCCACUCAGUUCGAUUCGGAACAGAACCGCAUCUUGCUGCAGCAUCCGGCCGACGCCAAGGCUGCAAACGUCCGAGCUUGGAUGCCGGACGUCAUGGGGGCGAUGUGCUGCCACAUGGACGUUCAGACUGGCGACGGCCGUGAGCUUCUGCUUCAGUACGCGGCCAGUUACAGCGCCAAGUUCUCAGACCAGUUCGCCACAAGCUGGCUGAAUGAGGAAGCCACAGAUUAUCAUCUGGCGCGGCGCAUUCUCUCCGAGUACCAUCCCCUGGAACCGGAGAUGUGGUUGCAAUUGGCUGGUCAGACCUUCCGGCAGGUGGUCAUGACAGGGAUCGUGAGGCGGGUUAGCAUCAAGAUUCCAUGGAAAGAGUGGCCAGACCGUCAACUGGAGGCUUACAUGACAUGCACCUGGCGCCGCGAAGACCACAGCUUCCUCCAGUACUUGCGCCUCAGCAACAAGAACGGAAGCAGACGCAAGAACAAACGCAGGGUGCUGGUGGCGGCUUUGACGAGAAGCCGGAUGACCGACGAGUUCUAUGGACAGUGGCUCGUCCUGAACAUUCCUUUCCGGCAGGUGGACGAGCUGUGGGACGAACGUGUGGAACGAGUGCCCGAAGGCUACCGCAUGCUGGCCCUUUGCUUGUUAAAGAAGCCAGGCCUAUGGGAGCGGCCGCUCAAAGUGCGUGAGCAGCUCAAACUGGCAGGCUAUCGGGAAGCGCCCAUGAACAACAUCCUCGAAAUGCUGGUGGCCCACACGACCAUCAUCAAGGCUUACCUGUCGGGAUCCUUGAGGCUGGAAGAUGAUCCGUAUCCGCCAGUCGAGCAUGUGGCGGCACCAGAGCUGGGCUUUCGUGGACAGCUCGAGCCCGAACAGGCUGCAGUGCUCACGAACAUCAAGGAUACGGUCAUGUGGGCGCUUCGCCGGCGAUAUCCCGAUGAAGCAACUGCAGAAGCUCUGCAAGAAUACCUUGGAAGACCAGAAAGCCAGCGGCCUCGCAUCGCCAAGCCGUUGUGCGUGCUGGGGCCUGCAGGCAGCGGAAAAUCUACUUGCGUGCAGGUCGCCAUUCAACGGGCCGUGGAAGCGGGUGCUCACGUGGGAAUCGCUUGCCCGACAGGAAUGCUGGCCAGCAGCUAUCGCGAGAAAUUUCCAGAUCUCGACGUUGACACUUUGCACGGCAUGUUCCUCCUCCACAGGGAGCAGCACCACACCUGGGAAUGCAUGGCCAAUUACGAUAUGGUAGUGAUUGACGAGGUCGGGCAACUGUCGCAGAGAACCUUCGAGCGGAUCCUUUGGCUGCGCUGCAAAUGUGCAGAGCUGAAGUGGAAACUCGAGCUCCUCCGCACGGCCAAGCCUUCCCGAGAGCAGCUGCACCGCUUAAUUCGAGGGCAUCGGGCAAUGCCCGACAGGGGGCCCGGAUUUAGCCCGGAACCUACGAACCUCGACAUGGAAGGGAUGCUGGGGGAAUGGCCAGAUGCUACGUUCGUGACCGUGACGCGUCGGGCUGCAUCGGUUCUCAACGACUUAGCCGUGGAAGCUCUGUUCAAGGACGAACGACCCUGUGCUGUGGUCCCUGCCGAUUACGAGAGCAACUUGGAGAACUACGACCACUAUGGACAGCUUGUCGACUGCCAGCCGGUGUAUCUACCCAUCUACCUCAGCAUGCGUGUCACCUUGACCAGAAAUGUCAACAAAGGCAUCGGGUUUGUUAACGGCAUGGCAGCAACAGUGGUUGCCGUUCGAGGCACGGCGGUCGUUGUGCGCACGAAAGCUGGUCGCAUCUUGACCGUCUUCCCCAUGACCGACACGGAAGUGAUGAUCGGCGGAGCACCGUGCCGGAGCACCUGCUUGCCAUUGCGUCUUGGAUAUGCCACCACUCUCGUGAAAGUGCAAGGGGCGACACUCUCACGCGUGAUCCUCUGGCUGGACAAGGCAAACGUCGAGGCCGCCGGCUACGUCGCACUGUCACGUGUACAAAGAGAUGCGGACUGGAAGUUCAUAGGGCACGUGACGCCGCACCAUUUUACACCUGCGGCUGGAGUGUAG
Molecule: messenger RNA, 3230 nt
Organism: Symbiodinium necroappetens
Lineage: Eukaryota; Dinophyceae; Suessiales; Symbiodiniaceae
Source: the annotation of a GenBank genome assembly